Molecule: messenger RNA, 1654 nt
Organism: Hymenoscyphus albidus
Lineage: Eukaryota; Fungi; Ascomycota; Leotiomycetes; Helotiales; Helotiaceae
Source: the annotation of a GenBank genome assembly
ACCAUGAACCCCACGAAGUUCUGGAUAUGUACACGAUGUAUAAGGUCCUCGACUCCCCGAGCGACCAUAUUACCUAGGAAACUCCGUAACCCCAUACAUCAACGAGCAUACUCUGUAACCCAAAAUGCUCGACCUUUUCGUAUGGCCGUCAUCGGAUCUGGACCCGCUGGAUUUUAUACCUCCAAGAAGGUCAUGUCGAAUAUUGAGAAUUCGACGGUAGAUAUGUACGAGCAGUUGCCGGUCCCCUUUGGUUUGGUUCGCUUUGGUGUUGCGCCGGAUCAUCCUGAUGUGAAGGUACAAAUAAACACCCCAAAUAUAUUCAGAACCAUGAGCUAAAUUAGAUAAUAGAACUGCCAAAACAUAUUUGAAGAAGUCGCCGAGUCACCCGGAUUCAAUUUUGUUGGAAAUGUAUCAAUUGGGAAGCAGAAAGGAGCAUUUCCCCUGCAAGCAUUACUUCCACAUUACGAUGCGGUUUUGCUUGCUUAUGGCGCAUCUCGCGACAGAGCUCUGAAUAUCCCAGGAGAGGAUGCCUUGAAGGGAGUCUAUUCAGCCCGUGCUUUCGUCGGGUGGUACAAUGGAUUGCCAGAGUAUGCGGACUUAGCUCCAGAUCUUUCACUGGGGGAGGAAGCUAUUGUUAUUGGGAACGGGAAUGUAGCUAUGGAUGUGGUUCGUAUCCUACUGCAGGAUAUUGAUAUAUUACGCAAGACCGAUAUCACCGGUCUCGCCAUCGAGACACUGAGAAAGAGCAAGGUCAAGAGAGUAAGGGUUGUCGGACGAAGAGGUCCUAUACAGGUUUGUUCCACCCUGUAGAUACCGUGCAAAGGCUGCUGACCGCAUUCAUUAGGCUGCUUUUGAACUCCCAGAGCUUCGAGAACUGUUGAGGUUACCCAAUGUGGCUUUUCAUCCUGUGGAAGAGCCUAUGAUUCCAGAUUUAUCUCUGAUAACAAAGAACAUUAAGCAUCGUCCACGACGUCGCAAGAUCGAGGCGUUGAAAAAAGGUGGAAUAGCCUCUGUUGAGACUGCACCAAAAUCGUGGUCCCUCGAUUUCUGCAUGGCACCAAUAUCCGUCAACAGAAGUACAGAGUCCCCAGAUUGCCUAGGAAGCAUGGUGUUCGAGAAGACCACGUUAAGCACAGACUUGCUUGAUCCCAAAGCCAAAGCUGUUGGCACUGGCGAACUUAUCGAAGUUCCUGCAUCGCUAGCCUUCCGCUCCAUAGGCUAUAAAUCCGAAGCUCUUCCAGAUUUCAAGGAAUUGGGAUUGCGGUUUGAUGACAAAAAUGGAGUAAUUCCAAAUGAUGGUCUUGGUCGUGUCGUUGAGCCAGUGACUGCCAAAUCACUGCCUGGAAUUUACUGCGCAGGAUGGGUCAAGAGUGGCCCAACUGGCAAUAUUGACAAAACUAUGCGUAAUGCAUUCGAAACAGCUGAGUCAAUUACCAUGGACUGGAAUGAACAGGUACCAUUCCUCAAUUCUGGUAAUGGUACUGGCUUGGGGUGGGAAGGCGUAAGAGAUGAAGCUGAAUCAAGAGGUUGUCGAAGGGUAAGUUGGGAGGAUUGGAAGAAAAUUGAUUCUCUUGAGAAGGAGAAGGGUCAAUUGGCUGGAAAAGAACGCGAAAAGUUCACAUCGAUCGAUGAAAUGCUUGCCGUACUAGACUAA